Molecule: messenger RNA, 1351 nt
Organism: Bactrocera oleae (olive fruit fly)
Lineage: Eukaryota; Metazoa; Arthropoda; Insecta; Diptera; Tephritidae
Gene: Ts
Product: Thymidylate synthase
Biological process (GO): dTMP biosynthetic process
Cellular component (GO): cytosol; mitochondrion
Molecular function (GO): thymidylate synthase activity
Source: RefSeq, a predicted model, not a curated record
GGUUGUUUAACCUUUCUCCAUAUUGUCAAAAUAAGGUCAUCGUUAUUGCCAACUAUUGUGAAUGAACAAAAACUAGCAAUGCCUUUAGUUAGUUAGUAUAUAACUAACAUAUAUAUUAAGGUGCUGGUCAAAUAAAACUCGCCUAUAAUAAAUAUGAGUAAAAAUAUAUGUUUUGUAACUUUUGCUACAAUUUAGUAGAAUUAGAUUUUAUGUAUUUUACUUAUUAUAUAUUUACUGAGACUUGGAAACCCUGGAAGGUUGGAUAGCGCCAAAAGUUUAGUUAACGCGCCUUUAGUCGUGUUGUUUCAUAUUUUUUUUAAGCAGUUCGUUAUUAAAGCAAAGAACGGUUUCGCCCAAUUUGAAACAGAUAUAUCAAUUACCACAAGCCAAUAUAUUAAAAAUGAGCGGUGACUCCAAUAUAUUUAACCAGAGUGCUUCUGAAAUAAAUCAGGACGAGCAACAAUAUUUGGACCUUAUUAAAAGAAUUAUUACUAAUGGUGUGGAUCGAUCGGAUCGAACUGGUGUUGGGACGAAAUCAGUUUUUGGUGCUCAAAUGCGCUUCGAUCUCCGAAAUAGUUUUCCAUUAUUAACUACAAAGCGAGUAUUCUGGCGUGCGGUCGCUGAAGAAUUGCUGUGGUUUGUUCAUGGUCAAACAGACGCUAAAAUACUUCAAGAAAAAAAUAUUCACAUAUGGGAUGGAAACAGUAAUCGUGAGUUCUUAGACAAAUGUGGGUUUUCCGACAGAGAAGAAGGUGAUCUAGGCCCAGUUUAUGGUUUUCAGUGGCGUCAUUUUGGGGCCAAGUACAGAAAUUGCAAGGACACUUACAAAGAUGAGGGUAUAGAUCAACUUCAGCAAGUAAUUGACACAGUCAGAAACAAUCCAAAUGAUCGACGUAUUAUAAUGUCUGCUUGGAAUCCUGUCGAUAUUCCUCAAAUGGCUCUACCACCUUGUCAUUGCCUUGCACAAUUUUUUGUUGCCAAUGGAGAGUUAUCUUGUCAAUUAUACCAACGCAGUGCUGACAUGGGAUUGGGUGUACCAUUUAAUAUUGCCUCGUACGCUUUACUUACCUACAUGAUUGCUCAUAUUACUGAUCUCCGGCCAGGGGAUUUCGUCCACACUUUGGGUGAUGCACAUGUCUAUAAUAAUCAUAUUGAAGCGCUAACAGAACAGUUAACACGAAAACCUAGGGCGUUUCCUAAAUUACUUAUUAAGCGUGAGUUAAAAUGCAUUGAAGAUUUCACUUUUAAGGAUUUUGAAGUUAUCAACUACAAUCCGUAUCCGAAAAUUUCAAUGGAAAUGGCUGUUUAAUACAUAACUAUAUUCAUACAUAUAAAAGUGUAUAUAAAAUUA